UAUUUUUUUGUUUACGAACACUAACGCAUUCUACCGUCGUUCGCUGAAUAUUGAGUUUAGGAACACUCGCUAACGCGAAGUAUUUUUACAACGCAGUGCCUCGAAGCUGUUGGUGUCACGUGACGUCCAGUUUUAGAACGGCUAAACGGCAACGCGGUACUGCCACGACGGAUCGCAGGAGGGUUUUGUACGGUGCGUGAGGAGGUGUGUCGCGCCCUGCCUCGAUUUCUGCCGUGGAAGGGACCUUUCAAUUUUGUCAAUUAGCCCGAAAUAGCAGUUUGAAACGACGAUGACUGAUUACGCGAUGAAUAAUAUAGACCAGUACGGUGAUGGCUAUAUGGAGCCCGAAGAGGAGUGGGAGAGAGAAGGACUUCUUGAUCCAGCCUGGGAAAAGCAACAGAAAAAGACAUUCACUGCCUGGUGCAACUCACACCUGCGUAAAGCUGGCACGGCCAUCGAAAAUAUCGACGAAGAUUUCCGAAAUGGGCUGAAGUUGAUGCUGCUUCUCGAGGUGAUUUCGGGGGAGACGCUGCCCAAGCCAGACCGUGGCAAGAUGAGGUUCCACAAGAUCGCCAACGUCAACAAGGCCCUCGACUUCAUCGCCAGCAAGGGUGUGAAGCUGGUGUCCAUCGGCGCGGAAGAAAUUGUGGAUGGCAACUUGAAAAUGACCCUGGGUAUGAUCUGGACCAUCAUCCUGAGGUUCGCCAUCCAAGACAUCUCCGUGGAGGAGAUGACUGCUAAGGAGGGCUUGCUGCUGUGGUGCCAGCGCAAGACUGCCCCCUACAAGAACGUCAACGUGCAGAACUUCCACCUCAGUUUCAAGGAUGGCUUGGCUUUCUGUGCCUUGAUUCACCGUCACCGGCCGGAACUCAUCGACUACCACAAGCUGUCCAAGGACAACCCCCUGGAGAAUCUGAACACCGCCUUUGACGUUGCAGAGAAGUAUCUGGACAUCCCGCGCAUGUUGGACCCUGACGAUCUGGACAACACCGCUAUGCCAGACGAGCGUGCCGUCAUGACCUAUGUGUCGUCCUACUACCAUUGUUUCUCUGGUGCGCAGAAGGCGGAGACAGCGGCCAACAGGAUCUGCAAGGUACUGAAGGUGAACCAAGAGAAUGAGAGGUUGAUGGAGGAAUACGAGCGACUAGCUAGCGAUCUGCUGGAGUGGAUCCGGCGCACGAUGCCGUGGCUGAACUCCCGCCAGACGGACAACUCGCUGGCCGGGGUGCAGCGCAAGCUGGAGGAGUACCGCACGUACCGCCGCAAGCACAAGCCCCCCCGCGUCGAGCAGAAGGCCAAGCUGGAGACCAACUUCAACACCUUGCAGACCAAGCUGCGGCUGUCCAAUCGCCCCGCCUACAUGCCCACCGAGGGCAAGAUGGUGUCUGAUAUUGCAAAUGCAUGGAAAGGUCUGGAGGCUUCAGAAAAAUCAUUUGAAGAAUGGUUGCUGUCAGAGAUGAUGAGGCUGGAGCGGCUCGAGCACCUCGCUCAGAAGUUCAAGCACAAGGCAGACACGCACGAGGACUGGACGCGCGGCAAGGAGGAGAUGCUGCAGAGCCAGGACUUCCGGCAGUGCAAGCUGAACGAGCUGAAGGCGCUGAAGAAGAAGCACGAGGCGUUCGAGAGCGACCUGGCGGCGCACCAGGACCGCGUGGAGCAGAUCGCUGCCAUCGCCCAGGAGCUCAACACCCUGGAGUACCACGACUCCGUGAGCGUGAACGCCCGCUGCCAGCGCAUCUGCGACCAGUGGGACCGCCUGGGCGGGCUGACCCAGCGCCGCAGGGCCGCCCUGGACGAAGCCGAGCGCAUCCUCGAGAAGAUAGACAUCCUGCACCUGGAGUUCGCCAAGCGCGCAGCGCCGUUCAACAACUGGCUGGACGGAACACGGGAGGACCUGGUCGACAUGUUCAUCGUCCACACCAUGGAAGAGAUCCAAGGGCUGAUCGAUGCCCACAACCAGUUCAAGGCAACGCUCGGGGAGGCAGACAAGGAGUACAACUCGAUUGUGUCGCUUGUGCGGGAGGUGGAGACGACUGUGCAGAAGUACCAGGUCCCCGGUGGCCUGGAGAACCCCUACACGACGCUCACUGCCACCGACCUGACCAAGAAGUGGACGGAUGUGAGACAGCUGGUGCCCCAGAGAGACCAAACCCUGCAGAAUGAACUGAGAAAACAACAGAAUAACGAGAUGGUGCGUCGACAGUUCGCAGAGAAGGCCAACCAGGUUGGUCCGUGGAUCGAGAGGCAGAUGGAUGCCGUGACUGCUAUCGGCAUGGGCAUGCAGGGCUCGCUGGAGGACCAGCUACAUCGCCUGAAGGAGUACGAGCAGGCAGUGUACGCCUACAAGCCGCACAUCGAGGAGCUGGAGAAGAUACACCAGGCAGUGCAGGAGGGCAUGAUCUUUGAGAACAGGUACACACAGUACACCAUGGAGACCCUCCGCGUGGGCUGGGAGCAGCUGCUCACCUCCAUCAACCGCAACAUCAACGAAGUGGAGAACCAGAUCCUGACGCGUGACUCCAAGGGCAUCACCCAGGAGCAGCUCAACGAGUUCCGCUCCAGCUUCAACCACUUUGACAAGAACCGCAGCGGCCGCCUGGCCCCGGAGGAGUUCAAGUCCUGCCUCGUCAGUCUGGGCUACAGCAUCGGCAAGGACCGCCAGGGAGAAAUUGACUUCCAGCGGAUACUGUCCCUACUGGACCCCAACAACACCGGCUACGUACACUUUGAUGCCUUCCUGGACUUCAUGACCCGCGAGACAACUGACACUGACACUGCAGAGCAGGUCAUCGACUCCUUCCGCAUUCUCGCUGGAGACAAGCCGUACAUCCUGCCCGACGAGCUGCGGCGGGAGUUGCCGCCCGACCAGGCAGAGUACUGCAUACAGCGCAUGCCACCCUACAAGGGCCUGAACGCUGUCCCGGGAGCCCUCGACUACAUGUCCUUCUCGACGGCCCUAUACGGGGAGUCCGACCUGUAGCCGGCAUGACCACGGUGGAGCCCUCUGUCUCGCCCGGCGGUCGAUGCAUUCAUGUGGAUUUGGCUGGCAGUAUACUUUGCGUUGGAUGAAUUUGCUUAUACCAAAAAAAAAAAAUAAUAAUGAGUCGAUAUAGUUGAUAUAGUCGAUGCAGCAAAGUGUUUGUCACGUUCCAACCAAGGUUGUGUCGGAGUAUGUUGUGUGUUGAGUGUGUAUGCCUAAAAAGAAAUUAUUCGGCCUUUGCAGCUGACUUCAGGCAAUCAGCGUUCUCACGAGGCGUGCACUUGUUAAUCAGUCAUAUUUGUCUGUGUGUGUGUGUGUGAUCAUUCAUUGGUCAUACAAGUAUUUUUUUUUUCGUUUACAAUGAUUGUAAUAUGUGUUGAAAUCACUUGUCUUUGUAAGAUAGACACAAUCAAAAUUAUUUACAACUCCCUAGAAGGGAAAAAGCCAUUUCAGUACAGAAAAGGCAAGAAUCCUUAACAGCAGGUAACUUUUGCCUUAAUGGCAAGGUGUGUGAUGAUUGUCAGACAUAAAUUUUGUAUUCUGGUUGCUUAGGAGCUGUAGGGACUUGCAUUCCCUGAAAGAUGUAAAUAUUUUAUUACGGGCAGCAUACAGAUGGACUAAAAUCCUUUUUAUUUUAUUUUUUGUGUAUUUUGUCAUAAUGCACAAGACAUUUGGGUAUAUAAAUUUAUUUUUAGAAUCAUUUUUGUGGGAUAUACAUCGCCACGUAGGUAUUUUCUUGCCUGUCUGUUUUCCUUUUAAUCUUAUUUUUGUUUUUGUGUAUAGCUUUGUAUAUUUAUUUAUGUAAGCGUUUGCUAGUAAGGUGUAUGUAUGCCUUAUAUAAAUUUUUAACUCUUUACCAUAUCUUUGUACAGGUGAUAAUUUGUAAACUUGGCACUACACUUUGUACAUGUUUGUGCGUGGAUGAAAAAACUUCUAUUUUUUUUUUUUUUUUUGCCGUCCCUUCCACGGUUUUCCUCCAACAGAAAUCUAUUUUUCUUAUAAACGAACAGUUAUUGCCACUUAAGUACAAAAUUAUUUUUAAAAUGUACUUGCAGGCAGUAACAACGAACCUGAAGACUUCUAUUAUCGUUUUAGAAAAUAUGCAUUGUACAGAAAAAUUUAUAACAAUUUGAAUAAAGUAUAAGUUCUUUCAGUAAACAGAAAUA
This is a messenger RNA of Bacillus rossius redtenbacheri, 4146 nucleotides long. RefSeq names its product alpha-actinin, sarcomeric (gene Actn). Lineage: Eukaryota; Metazoa; Arthropoda; Insecta; Phasmatodea; Bacillidae. The record is from RefSeq and is a predicted model, not a curated record. Bases 290 to 2980 code for a protein of 896 amino acids. The transcript has 16 exons. Gene Ontology annotation, cellular component: Z disc; plasma membrane; cortical actin cytoskeleton. Gene Ontology annotation, molecular function: actin filament binding; calcium ion binding. Gene Ontology annotation, biological process: muscle cell development; actin cytoskeleton organization.